AUGGAGGUCUUACAGGCAAAAACAAAAGCGUCAACAGACGAAGGAAGGCCGGAGGCGGAGGAGGCGAGCACGGCGUCACACGAUUGCAACGCCGCAGGAGAAUGGAAGAAGGUCUGCGCGGCUCCCUCGCAAGACGCGCCCGCAAAGGCUGGCAAAAAGACUUCUAGGAAGAAGAAAUUCGACAAAAACAGUCCCUCGGCGGUCACCUUUCGACUUGUCGCCGCCUCCUUCGCCGACCCUGCAACGCAGCAGUCUUCUCAAAACGCACAGAAAAUGGCCCUGCAGCGAGUCAUUCCACCCAACGCCCUCAAGAAGAAUCGCUUUCGAGACGUGCUGCCCAACGACCUCCUUCGCGUCCUCAGCCCUGAGCACUUUGGCAUUCACUCCAACCUCGACGAAGAGAAUCGACGCCUUUUGUGCGAUCAAGUAUACGGCGGCGACGAAGAGCUCCUGCAGGCCGCGCAGGAGGCGCUCGCCGCGAAGUCGAAGCAGAGCAGCAGUCGCGCGGGAGAGCGACAGCAGCACCAGCCUACGCUUGACGAACUGGACGAAGACUGCUACUUCCCGAAGGAUGGAUACGACUACUCCCAGCAUCUUGUCUCCCUCGGUGGCGGUGUUCUUGAUUGA
Messenger RNA from Besnoitia besnoiti, 627 nucleotides. RefSeq lists its product as uncharacterized. The transcript is spliced from 5 exons. NCBI's taxonomy places the organism in Eukaryota, Apicomplexa, Conoidasida, Eucoccidiorida, Sarcocystidae. Bases 1 to 627 code for a protein of 208 amino acids. The record is from RefSeq and is a predicted model, not a curated record.